Tachyglossus aculeatus (Australian echidna) is the source of this 1801-nucleotide messenger RNA. RefSeq names its product mevalonate diphosphate decarboxylase (gene MVD). The coding region runs from base 3 to 1205 and encodes 400 amino acids. Gene Ontology annotation, biological process: isoprenoid biosynthetic process; isopentenyl diphosphate biosynthetic process, mevalonate pathway. The record is from RefSeq and is a predicted model, not a curated record. NCBI's taxonomy places the organism in Eukaryota, Metazoa, Chordata, Mammalia, Monotremata, Tachyglossidae. The transcript is spliced from 10 exons. Gene Ontology annotation, cellular component: cytosol. Gene Ontology annotation, molecular function: diphosphomevalonate decarboxylase activity; ATP binding.
CCAUGGCCUCCGUCUUGCAGCCGGUCCUGCUCACCUGCGCGGCCCCCGUUAACAUCGCCCUCAUCAAAUACUGGGGAAAACGGGAUGAGGAGCUGAUUUUGCCCAUAAAUUCCUCACUCAGUGUCACUUUGCACCAGGACCAGUUAAAAACGACCACAACAGCGGCCAUCAGCCGUGACUUCAAAGAGGACCGAAUCUGGUUGAACGGCAAGGAAGAGGAUGUGGGGAACCCACGCCUGCAGACCUGCCUGCGAGAAAUUCGCCGUCUGGCCCGGAAGCGGAGGAGUGGAAGAGAUGGAGAUUCGUCUUCCCUCAGCCUCUCCUACAAGGUGCACAUCGCCUCAGUGAACGACUUCCCCACAGCGGCUGGCUUGGCGUCCUCGGCGGCUGGGUACGCCUGCCUAGUGUACACCCUGGCCCGGCUGUACGGGGUGGAGGGCGAGCUGUCGGAAGUGGCACGUCAGGGCUCGGGCAGCGCCUGCCGGAGCAUGUACGGCGGCUUCGUCGAGUGGCUCAUGGGGGAGAGGCCGGACGGGAAAGACAGCAUCGCCCAGCAGCUUGUCCCGGAGACGCAUUGGCCCGAGUUGAGAGUCCUCAUUCUCGUGGUCAGCGCUGAGAAGAAGUCCGUGGGCAGCACGGCAGGAAUGCAGACCAGUGUGGAAACUAGCCCUCUGCUGAAAUUCCGGGCUGAAUCGGUGGUGCCGGGCCGGAUGGAGGAGAUGCGGCGCUACAUCCGAGAGAAGGACUUCCAGGGCUUCGGCCAACUGACCAUGAAGGACAGCAACCAGUUCCACGCCACCUGCCUGGACACUUUCCCUCCCAUCUGUUACCUCAACGAUACCUCCCGGCACAUUAUCAACCUGGUCCACCGCUUCAACGCUCAUUUUGGGAAGACCAGGGCGGCGUACACAUUUGACGCGGGCCCCAAUGCCGUGAUCUUCACGCUGGACAACACCGUGGAUGACUUCGUGGCCGUGGUGAAGCAUAGCUUUCCUCCCGCCUCCAAUGGAGAUCAGUUUCUGCAGGGCCUGCAGGUGGGAUCUGCCCCGCUCUCAGAAGAACUGAAAUCAGCUGUGGGCCCUGAGCUGACCCCGGGGGGGAUCCGCUACAUUCUGGUUACCCAGGCCGGGCCAGGACCUCAGCUGCUGGAAGAUCCCCACGUGCACCUUCUGGAUGCUGAAGGACUGCCCCGCCUAAGUGCCUGAUUCAGUUCAUCUGAGUCUGUCAGCCUCAGGGAGAGACACCAGGAGAGACGGUGUCUCCAGCUUAGCUGGGAAAAUCUUGCCGUGCCAACUGGAAUUCUGCGAGAGAAGCGAGGUGUUGCUGUAAGAGAUUCCUGCGCCUGGAACACCCGUCUCCGGCAGUGAGGGAGGGGGCAGGGGUCUUCAGUGCUCUUCUGGUUCCCUGAGGGUCUCGUGGGUCCUCCGGGGGGAUGCCGACGUGGGGAACGGUGAGGUUUGUGAUGUGGAGUCCUCUCCAUUAGGAGCUGACCCUGGAUACCUCUCUCCGAGGUCAGUCACACCAGGGGCGACCAAGUGGCAACCAUCAGAUCGAGUCUGGACCCAGUGGCUUGGCAGUCUUAGUUCUCACGUCUCAGAGCUUGAUUAAAACAGGAAAAGGACAACCCGCCAAGGAGAAACCCACCUGGUUCACGGAGGAAACUUUCAGAAACCUUGCGUACCCUUCUGUGAAGUCAAUUAGGAAAGGGGAUAAAGAAUCAAACUUUCUGCAACCCGUUCUUUCCCGGAUUUUCUUGUGGUUUUUGCGUGAACGUAAUUUUCUACAACAACCAGGAAAAAUA